This is a messenger RNA of Leguminivora glycinivorella, 1036 nucleotides long. RefSeq lists its product as uncharacterized. Gene Ontology annotation, biological process: proteolysis. Lineage: Eukaryota; Metazoa; Arthropoda; Insecta; Lepidoptera; Tortricidae. The record is from RefSeq and is a predicted model, not a curated record. The transcript has a single exon. The coding region runs from base 281 to 1036 and encodes 251 amino acids. Gene Ontology annotation, molecular function: aspartic-type endopeptidase activity.
UGGCAGCAGCGGCAGUACCACAGAGUCAGGCGCACAGAGCCGCAGCGAACACCUCAGGAACCGCAGAUACAGCAGUGAUACUCGCUGAGAUUGCCAAGUUAAGCGUCAGAAUGAUGGACUUGGAACGGGCAAGGCCAAGAGGUCGCAGUUACGGAAGGAGAGGACGCGGAGGUCGUUCAGCGUCCAGACCAAGGAGUACGUCACGCCACCGGAACCAAGCCGAGAGGAGACCAGAUUGGCUUUGUUACUACCAUUUCCGAUUCGGUCCUGCCGCCACCAAAUGUCGCCAACCCCGCGCAUGGGUACUCAACCAACAGGAAAACUAGCGGAGAUAGUACAGAGUGCGACUAGGACGGAGAUCUGUACUAUCAAACCAAGCCGUCGUUUAUGCGUAACAGACUUAAACACUGGACUGCAUUUUUUAGUGGACACAGGUGCUGACAUUUCCUUAUUACCAGUGCAGAACAAACAACGUGCGGGUGAGUGCUCUGAUCUAAAACUGUUUGCAGCAAAUGGCUCAGAAAUCAAAACAUACGGUGUUAAAGUUUUAACGUUAGAUUUAAGGUUACGUAGACCGUACAAAUGGGAAUUUGUUAUAGCCGACGUUAAACAGCCAAUACUGGGAGCCGAUUUUUUGAGUCAUCACAAGUUAGUAGUAAAUUUAACUGAUCGCAAAUUGCAUGAUCUGGUGACUUUUCUUAAUAUAACCGCACCGACCGUACGUAGCAACCAACCAACUAUUAAUACUGUCAAUGGUAACCACCCGUAUCAUGAUUUGUUAUUGCAGUUUCCUAGCAUAACAAAGCCACCGACAUACAAGGAAACACCCACACACAAUGUGGUACACCAUAUCGAAACGACGGGUGCACCAACAUUCGCGCGGGCUAGACCAUUACCACCUGACAGGUAUAAAAAAGUUAAGGAGGAAUUUCGUCGUAUGCAGGAGUUAGGCAUUUGUAGGCCUAGCAAAAGUCAAUGGGCCAGUCCUUUAACGGUUGUAACAAAAAAAGAACGGCGAAAUUCGCCCUUGCGGUGA